This is a messenger RNA of Oncorhynchus kisutch (coho salmon), 4348 nucleotides long. RefSeq names its product NCK interacting protein with SH3 domain (gene nckipsd). Gene Ontology annotation, molecular function: Arp2/3 complex binding; protein binding. Gene Ontology annotation, biological process: endocytosis. The record is from RefSeq and is a predicted model, not a curated record. Lineage: Eukaryota; Metazoa; Chordata; Actinopteri; Salmoniformes; Salmonidae. The coding region runs from base 434 to 2608 and encodes 724 amino acids. The transcript is spliced from 13 exons.
AUGAUAGGAUGGACAGUCAUAAUUAUGGCCCCAUAUGUGGCCCUAUAUGUGAAGCAAGCUUGCAUACGGUGGAAUUAUAUUGCAAAACAACAAAGAACGAUAGCUGUCGGAGGAGGCUUCUCGUCCUCUGUCAUUGAUGAAUUCGCCUGAAUACCAAAUACCAAAGAGGCGUGCCCGCUUGUGUGUUAUUCUGCGUGGGUGCGUGCGCGCCCCCUACUGUGUUUUCGGGACAAGCUUGAAACGGUCAAGUCGCAAAUUUGAUUUUACAAUGUAAAUAGAAAGUAGGAGAAUCAUUCGCGAAGUCGUAAAUAUCUAUUUAAAAUUACCUUAGACUGGGUACAUCAGUUAUUUACUGAACCAGCUAAUUGUGCAUUUGCUGAAACAGUCAUAUCGGUGUUUUUAGGAAUUACAAGGGAUUUAAAACAGAAUAACUAUGUAUCGGUCUCUGUAUGCUUUCCGAUCCGCGGAGCCCAACUCGCUCCACUUCGGGGCCGGGGAGGGCUUUCUGAUCCUGGAACGCAGCAACAAACACUGGUGGCUCGGAUCGCGCUGCAGUUCGGGCGAAACCGGCUACGUUCCCGCUUCUUACAUCGAAAGGAUUCAGGCUCCGGAGCAGGAUGAAGUGUUACAGUCUAUCGACAGGGCCAUCGAAGGGAUCCAUAACGUGGCCAUGAAGAACGGGGGCAAAUACAACCUGGAGCAGCGAGACGUGCUACAGAAGUUGAUCCAUCACAGGAAGGAGACCCUGUCAAGGCGAAGUCCAACUCCAUCCAGUCACAAGCAGGGCCUGCCCUCAUCUACCAGCGAACUGUCCCUCAGCCACACCCCUCAACCACCCAAUGGUGUCAGCCGCACCCUGUCAGAGAGUACCGACAAUGUUCAAGGGCUUUACCAGGUGCCUCCUCAGCCCCGCCGUGCAGCACCCAUAACCCCUCCCCCUCCUGAGAAACAAAGAGCCAGCCGACGCCCAGAAUUUUCCAUUCCUCCUCCUCCUGGCCCUACCCCUCCUGCCGGGACUGGCCUGUCCCCCUCGGUCAGCUCCGCCUCCCUGGACUCUGUCUCCUCCCACUCGGUGGUGUCCUCUGAUGUCAGCCUGACAAGCGUUGCCAGCACCCCGCCCCCAGUGCCAAGCCGUGUGAAGCCCCCACCCCAUCCUCCAGAUGACCUGCCCCCCUCUACCCCCUCUCCCCAGCCAGUUCCCUCAAAGAAGGGCCAUGCCCCCCAACCUCCACCACCACAGCCCACUCCACCACCACAGCCCAGCACCGAGGACCAAACAGAAACCGACUGGCCUCUUGCCCCGCCCUCUGUCGCUGAAAGCACCCCUGGAAGCCCCUCUCACUCAGAGCCUGUUCCUGGGACAACAGGGGCGGAGCUUAUUGAGCUGGUUCGGAGCAACACGGGCCUGAGUUACGAGCUGUCUCGGGUGGCGGUGGGUGUGGUCGUGGGUCACCUGCAGACCACCCUUCCUCAAGCCUCCUCUGCCUUAGAGAAGGUCCUCCUCUCAUUGGUAGAGAGCAAGGAUCAGAGAUCUGCGUUGCCACAGGGACAAGUGUGUCACGAUGAACAGCGCCUGGAGGUCAUCUUAGGCGACCUCGCCCGUCACGUUGACGACUCUCAGCAGCGCAGCUGGGCCCUUUACGAAGACCACUCCCUCAUCGCAUGUUACCUGGAGGAGCUGCUGAAGAUACUGACGGAUGCAGAUCCAGUGGUGUGUAAGAGGAUGUGCAGGGUCAACCACUCUGAGCCAGUGCUGUCACUAGUGUCCUACUAUCAGAUGGAGCACCGAGUGUCUCUACGCCUGCUGUUGCUCAAGGUGUUUGGGGCGAUGUGUAGCCUGGACUCUGCCCUCAUCUCCACCCUCCUCAACUCCAUCCUGCCCAUGGAGCUGGCCAGAGACCUGCAGACUGACACACAGGAGCAUCAGAAGAUGUGCUACACAGCCUUGGUCCUGACUAUGAUCUUCUCUAUGGGGGAGCAGGUGCCAUAUCACCACUAUGAGCACUUAAACGCUAGCUUUGUUCAGUUCCUGCUAGAUGUGGUAGAGGAGGGUCUUCCCUCUGACCCCACGGAACAGCUCCCUGACCUCUGCGUCAACCUCAUCCUGGCCUUCAACCUGCACCUCACAGUGCCCAGCAGCAACGUGAUAAUGCAGACUUUGAUCAAGAAAAACGUGAAGCUCUUUUCUGAGAAAAUAGUGCUGCUACUAAACCGAGGAGAUGACCCUGUGUGUGUCUUUAAACAUGCUCCCCCUGCCCCACACUCAGUUCUUAAGUUCCUGCAGGAUGUCUUCGCCAGCAGAGGCUCUGCUAACAUCUUCUACCGCGCGGACAUGAUGGUGAUGAUAGAUAUCGCUGUUCGAUGCAUCUCUGACCUCUCACCUGGGGAAAAGGUGAGAAUGGAGUACCUCGCGCUCAUGCACUCCGUCAUGCGCUCCACAGACUACCUGGAGCACCGGCACCGCCUCUCCGACCUGCAGGGCGCGCUGCAAAGGAUUCUAAGAGAGGACGACUCGGGAGCGGACGAGGGUGGGGCCACGGCCAAACAGAUGGAUAAGCUAAUAGUGCAGGAGAUCUACAAGGAAUUCCCUCAGAUCAGAGACACCUAGGACGACUGAAUAUGACAGCGGUGCUGUGCACUCAUGAGCCGGUAGUCUGUCUCCUUUAUUCCCGAAAGAUGGUACUGUGGCGCUUCCUAGGGUUGACGAAGGAAUGUAGUCAGCUACUUAGUUUCUGAGGUGUUACAACCCUCCGUCACACUUUUUACAAUUAUGACAUAAGAGAUGGCAUGAGCACCAGCUGUCAUGGCGGUUUAUUGCGUCCGUCGUGUCAUGAUUAUGAUAAUGCUAUGUAGCUCUUAUGACGGAGGAUUCAAGUGAAGUGUUACCCAGCAGCAUACUGCAUUGUGCUUUAAAUGUGCUCCCUUGUACUGAGGGACCAAACUGCGGUGUGAACGGAGGGUCUUGUAACCCUGGGACUGGUGUGCUGUAUAUGUCUUCUUACUUUCAGUCUAUUCAUGUGUCUUGAUCACUCACUCUUAUUCCUCACCACCUGGCAUGGCCUCCACAGUAUGUUACUAAGACAGUUCAAAGAAAAGACAAAUUAGGUGAUUAUACUGAUAACAAAACAUUCUGGUCCAGUUUGCUAGAGACAGAUUAAGCCAAGUUCUGCACUGAAAAGCGUGCUCAAUGGAGAAUCUACAUUAACUAGGCUUAAUCUGUGUCCUGGAAACCAGACCUCUGACAAUAAUACAUUCUAGGCUUUGAGGUUAGUUUAAUACUCACUAUUUAUUGCAAUGGCAAUGCUGCUACAUGAGCCUCAUUUACCUUAAUAUCUAUGGCUGUGAUUCUCUGACUGAGCACAACUUGUUACCUUGCUUUCGCCAUUACUUGUGACCUUGCUUUCGCCAUUACUUGUGACCUUGCUUUCCCCAUUACUUGUGACCUUGCUUUCCCCAUUACUUGUGACCUUGCUUUCUUCCCUACACUUUAUCUACAGUAACCUCCACUCUAGGUAUGGCUAAAAUAUGACAUGCUCUAAAUGUGUCUCAACCAGACCACUCCUACUCUGCUCUGCUGCUUGUGCUGUAGAUGGAACGUAAUGGUACUGUAAUGACAAGCUGUAACACGCUGCUUCUACAUACUAAGCCUUGACUAACUUCCUAUAUAGCUAUGCCUCUCUGAAAUGGAAUGUAGUUAUUUAUUCAUAGGAAAUAAUUGAUAAGGAAUUGAUAAGAUUCGAUUGGUCAGUUUUUAUUUUUAUUUUUAAUUUUUAAAUGUAGUCUGGAGUUAACUAAGGGACUUGUCACCAAGAUUGAUUGAUUGCUUUGCCCUAAUCAUUUUGGUCUGAAAUCUAUCAGUUACCACAGUACGGUGUCUCUCCGUCAGAGCUCUUUCUCUCUUUGUGUCAUAGUUUAUUUUUACUUGGCUCUGUUAGAGCUAAUAGGGGAAGUGUUUAUGUGGCAAAAUAGUCGUGGCCAUCAUGAUGCACGUAUACCUUUUAACACACACUUAAAAGGAAGUGUUUACACAUAUAAACAUAUAUACCAGAGUGUGUUUUCUCUGACGUAUGUGUUUUUAUUAUCCGGUGUUAAUGCAUAAAGCUAUGCAUGUGUGUGUCUAUGUACGGUUUGUGUAUAUUUUCGUAACUAUGUAUGGUUUUAUCAUCGUCCCUGUAGGUUUGAGCCUCCAUUGUCCCUUAAGGUACGACUGUGUUAUAGCAAUAAAACCAACUGAACUAUAUUUUCCCAAUUAAAUAUAUCUGAAAUGGUUGUUCAGAGAGGGGUGACGCAACAAAGUGUAUUUUCUUAAUGUUUACAAUCAACUAAUAAACAUCUCAAUGAACAGUGA